This is a messenger RNA of Atta colombica, 1293 nucleotides long. RefSeq lists its product as uncharacterized. The coding region runs from base 1 to 1293 and encodes 430 amino acids. NCBI's taxonomy places the organism in Eukaryota, Metazoa, Arthropoda, Insecta, Hymenoptera, Formicidae. The transcript has a single exon. The record is from RefSeq and is a predicted model, not a curated record.
AUGAAUAACGGCACAGCGAUGCCACCGUUGUUGCCGGUGACCGGAACCGGCACCGGCUCGAUCAUCCUCGUCACCGUCAUCGGUGUUCUUUCGGCCAUCGCCGCAGUGAUGCUCAUACACCUCUGCUUCUUUCACGGCUAUAUCGCCUGCCUCGGUCUCACUACGUACGAAUACGUGCGCAACAAACGGGAGAAGGGAGGCACUGCUGCCGAUUCUAGAACAACGUCUAGAACAACUUCUGGCCUGGUAUGUGGCAUACCUUAUGCUUGUACUGCCGCUGCCGAUGAGGAGGAUCGCGUCAACCGGACUGGCGCGCGAGGUUUCUAUUCUCGCUUCUGCGAGAAUGGCCCUUUAAAACCUUGCAAAACUAAUACUACCAGCGUGACUACGGACGUAUACGUUUGCUCGACGCAGGAAUGCCCCGAGGAAAUCCGGAGUGAUGAAGCAAUGGCGAACGUUAAGGAUGUCUCCUCCAAGACGAGAGGUGGUCGGAAUUUUCGACUUUGUUUCUCGUACGAUUCGCGCACCACCGAGACUUCCAUUCAAGUCUCUUCCUCGCAGACGACGGAGUCGUUGAGGAACCAUGUGCGUGAUUCGCCGGAUACCAAAUCAUCCUCCACGCCCUCGCCGGUGUCUUGUUGCUUCUCCAUCAUGAACCAUCCCGAUGGCGGCAGCAGGCAUGAUGGAAACGGACGAAAGCGUCGCACCGACAGAGAUAAUAAUAGGAUCGAGCCCACAAAACGAUCCUGCGGGACAAUGAGAAGAAUACAGACCUUUCUGCAGGCUCGUCUGAGAAAAGGCUCGAGACAACGGUUAACGACAACCUCGUCCUCGGCGAUCGCUCGUCAUUGCGGUAACAAGAUCAUCCCGCAGCCAGGCAGUCCUCCAGACGUCGCACUUGCUUUAACCGAAUAUCAGGAUCGGAAUCAUCAGGUCGAAGCAUUGACGACGGAAUUGACACCAUCGGAUUACCCACGUCCACCGGCGAGGCUACCCACCUUAGAUUUUUCCCGCACUGUUCGCAAAAUUAGAAAAGUACCUUCGAAUACCACUGAUAUUUCCGUCCUAGGCCAGAUGCCCUCCAUGAUAUCUAAACGAAAUCAAACUCACCUUCGCACACGGCGAAGCGGGAGUUUUUCCAAGAAGAGGCCGCACUUCAAGAUCGGCUCGCAUGUCGUAACGCAGACCGCUCAACUGUCGCCCAUACCGGAGUCGGAGCUUUCGAAACCAGCUACGCCGAGAUCGCCGUCGCGAUCCAAUUCUAUAUUCGCUUUCCCACCAUUACACGAGUAA